Molecule: messenger RNA, 2058 nt
Organism: Anguilla anguilla (European eel)
Lineage: Eukaryota; Metazoa; Chordata; Actinopteri; Anguilliformes; Anguillidae
Gene: ppp2cab
Product: protein phosphatase 2 catalytic subunit alpha b
Exons: 7
Coding region: 228-1157 (309 amino acids)
Biological process (GO): peptidyl-serine dephosphorylation; mitotic cell cycle
Cellular component (GO): cytosol
Molecular function (GO): protein serine/threonine phosphatase activity
Source: RefSeq, a predicted model, not a curated record
GACGUCUUCUUUUUCUGACUUACUGUCGCUGAUGUACCUACCUGGUCCUAUUUCACCCUCAUUCAUACAUAGAAAUUAUUUCUUCUGGUCAGGACCGCACUUAUCUUUUACAGUGAUCUGUUUAAACCGGGUGUUUUGGUAGUGUUGGCGCGGAGUUAAUAAUACACUUCGGAUAAUUAAUUGUUUUAAUUAUUUAGCUAGCUCGCUAGCUAAUAACAUUCAGAGUAAUGGACGAAAAGGCGUUUACGAAGGAACUUGAUCAAUGGAUUGAGCAACUCAACGAGUGCAAGCAGUUAUCGGAAAACCAAGUGAAAACGCUCUGUGAAAAGGCGAAGGAGAUCCUGACCAAGGAGUCCAACGUGCAGGACGUGCGAUGCCCCGUCACGGUGUGCGGGGACGUCCACGGGCAGUUCCACGACCUGAUGGAGCUCUUCAGAAUCGGGGGCAAGUCUCCGGACACAAACUACCUCUUCAUGGGGGACUACGUGGACCGGGGCUACUACUCCGUGGAGACCGUCACGCUUCUGGUAGCGCUAAAGGUCAGAUACCGGGAGCGUAUCACAAUUCUGCGAGGGAACCACGAGAGCAGGCAGAUCACGCAGGUGUACGGCUUCUACGACGAGUGCUUGCGGAAGUACGGCAACGCCAACGUGUGGAAGUACUUCACAGACCUCUUCGAUUACCUCCCGCUCACAGCCCUGGUAGACGGUCAGAUAUUCUGUCUGCACGGAGGACUGUCGCCGUCGAUAGACACAUUAGAUCACAUCCGGGCGCUGGACCGUCUACAGGAGGUGCCGCAUGAGGGGCCCAUGUGUGACCUGCUGUGGUCGGACCCGGACGAUCGCGGUGGCUGGGGAAUCUCCCCGCGUGGUGCGGGCUACACCUUCGGACAGGACAUCUCCGAGACCUUCAACCACGCCAACGGCCUUACUCUUGUAUCAAGAGCUCACCAGCUGGUGAUGGAGGGAUACAACUGGUGCCAUGAUCGCAACGUGGUGACGAUUUUCAGCGCACCCAAUUACUGCUAUCGCUGUGGAAACCAAGCGGCCAUCAUGGAGCUUGAUGAUACCCUUAAGUACUCCUUCUUGCAGUUUGACCCCGCCCCUCGCAGAGGAGAGCCCCAUGUGACGCGCCGGACGCCAGACUACUUCCUGUAAAAAAAUGUCACCUACGUGUGUACAGUAUUGCUGUGAUUUAAUGUACACUCAGCUUAAAGCCAGACCGGACCGCGAUGAGAAGGGCAACCGUGUAAAUGAUAUAUCUGUUCAGAAAAGAAAAAAAAAACUAUUUAAGCAUUCAGAGAGCGUGUACAUGGACCAAAAGGUUUGCCGUAUUUAAAAAUGGGGGAAGGGUGUGGAAUGCACAAGUGUCUGUCUGAGACUGUGACCGUUCAAAUAGGCGGUGAUUUCUCUCUGUGCAACACCGCUGCUUUCAAAAUCAUCUUUUUUUUAAUCUGCAUGGUCAGUAAGUUUCCGUCAGCCCUGUUGGUGCACACCUUUGCAUUGUGUAUGUGUGUCGUAAGAACCCACAGCAGAUGCAUUUGCCAGCAGUACUUGAUGAAUUGACGAAAGCGAAGAACUGGGCCUUGUAAUUAAAUAAAGAAGCUUCAUUCCGCCAGUGUUACUCUGAGAACAGCUUAAAUAAGCAUUGUAGUUUUAAGAACUUUUCAGCAGGGGGUGAGAAACCAGGGCAUGUUUUUGUUUUUUUUAUUUUUUUUUUAUUUACAGGAGUGUCCUCAACAUAAAAAAAAAAAAAAAACUUUGUUUUUGUUAAAUCUUUUGCCAUUCAUACUUAAGUGAUGUGUGUAACAGGUACAUUUUUGGUCACUUUCUUUUCUUAAAGGAAAGUACUAUGGCUGAAAUUCCCUGCUCAUUUUUUUUUUUUUUUCAAGAAUGAACUUGUGUACAAAGACUGUAAAAGAGGGUGGGUUCAGUUUGCAGAAGGCGUGCAGUUAAUUCAGUGCCGUUGUGUGAAUGCUUACACUAACACAUUGUGAUGGUAAGAUACCUGGGAUGAGGGUGCAAGUGUAAUAAUAAAGAUGGAAGUUGCUCCUUCAAA